This is a messenger RNA of Pelodiscus sinensis (Chinese soft-shelled turtle), 2989 nucleotides long. Lineage: Eukaryota; Metazoa; Chordata; Testudines; Trionychidae. The record is from RefSeq and is a predicted model, not a curated record.
GGUACUGAGAAUAGGCUAGCACUUCGUCGACAGACCAUACUCCGGGAAAAGGGCAGAAGGCUGGCCAAUCGAGGACCAGCGUACAUGUUUAAUGAUCGUUCUACUAGCCUUUCUCUUGAUGAGGAGCGUUUUUUGGAUGCAGCAGAAUAUGGGAAUAUUCCUGUGAUUCGUAAAAUGUUAGAAGAAUGUACAUCACUAAAUGUGAACUGUGUGGACUACAUGGGACAGAAUGCUUUGCAGCUCGCAGUUGCCAAUGAGCAUUUGGAGAUUACAGAACUUUUACUAAAGAAGUUGAACCUGUCCCGGGUUGGGGAUGCUUUGCUCUUGGCUAUUAGUAAAGGUUAUGUUCGGAUAGUGGAAGCCAUCCUAAAUCAUCCUGCCUUUGCUGAAGGCAAGAGACUUGCAUUAAGUCCCAGCCAAUCAGAAUUCCAGCAUGAUGACUUCUAUGCAUACGAUGAGGAUGGAACCCGGUUCUCUCAUGAUGUUACUCCAAUCAUUCUGGCUGCUCAUUGUCAUGAGUAUGAAAUUGUCCACACACUUCUGAGAAAAGGUGCUCGCAUAGAAAGGCCGCAUGACUAUUUCUGCAAAUGCAGUGAGUGCAAUCAAAAGCAAAAGCAUGACUCUUUCAGCCAUUCUAGGUCCAGAAUCAAUGCCUACAAAGGUCUGGCAAGCCCUGCCUACCUUUCCUUGUCCAGUGAAGACCCAGUAUUGACUGCCUUAGAACUUAGCAAUGAGCUGGCUGUGCUUGCAAACAUUGAAAAAGAAUUCAAGAAUGAUUACAAAAAACUGUCUAUACAAUGCAAGGAUUUUGUAGUUGGGCUUCUUGAUUUAUGCAGAAAUACUGAAGAAGUGGAAGCUAUUUUGAAUGGAGAUGUGGAGACGAGACAUAAUAGUGGAGAGCUUGGUCGGCCUAGCCUUAGUCGUUUAAAACUUGCCAUUAAGUAUGAAGUCAAAAAAUUCGUAGCACAUCCAAACUGCCAGCAACAACUUCUCUCAAUCUGGUAUGAGAAUCUCUCAGGUUUACGUCAGCAGACUAUGGCAGUGAAGUUUCUAGUUGUUCUUGCAGUUGCAGUAGGGCUGCCAUUCCUGUCAGUGGUUUACUGGAUUGCUCCAUGCAGCAAGCUGGGGAGAAUAAUGCGUGGUCCAUUUAUGAAGUUUGUAGCACAUGCAGCCUCUUUCACCAUUUUUCUUGGUCUGCUAGUCAUGAAUGCAUCUGACAGAUUUGAAGGCACCAAACUCCUACCUAAUGAAACAUACAAAACAGCUGAUCAUAAAAAACAGCUGUUUAGAAUGAAAACGUCCUGUUUCUCAUGGAUGGAGAUGCUAAUUAUCUCUUGGGUAAUAGGCAUGAUAUGGUCUGAAUGUAAAGAAAUUUGGUCUCAAGGGCCCAAAGAAUAUCUGUUUGAAUUAUGGAAUAUGCUUGAUUUUGGUAUGUUAGCCAUUUUUGCAGCAUCAUUCAUUGCAAGGUUUAUGGCAUUUUGGCAUGCUUCCAGAGCCCAGGACAUUGUUGACUCAAAGGCAGAUUGGACAGACAUAGAAACUGCAACAUUAGAUUACAACAUAAAAUACUACACUUUGGCCAGAAUAAAGUGGGAUCCAACUGAUCCACAAAUCAUAUCUGAAGGCCUGUAUGCAAUUGCUGUUGUUUUAAGUUUCUCCAGAAUAGCCUACAUUCUCCCAGCCAAUGAAAGCUUUGGACCACUACAGAUAUCACUUGGCAGAACUGUGAAAGACAUCUUCAAGUUCAUGGUAAUAUUUAUCAUGGUGUUUGUGGCCUUCAUGAUAGGAAUGUUUAAUCUCUAUUCCUACUACCGUGGGGCCAAACAGAAUGAAGCAUUCACAACAGUUGAAGAAAGUUUUAAGACAUUGUUCUGGGCUAUAUUUGGACUUUCAGAAGUGAAAUCAGUUGUCAUCAAUUAUAAACACAAAUUUAUUGAGAAUAUUGGUUACGUCCUUUAUGGAGUCUACAAUGUUACUAUGGUCAUUGUUUUAUUGAACAUGCUCAUUGCAAUGAUCAACAGCUCCUUCCAGGAGAUUGAGGAUGAUGCUGAUGUGGAAUGGAAAUUUGCUAGAGCUAAACUCUGGUUUUCCUACUUUGAGGAAGGGAGAACUCUUCCGGUACCCUUCAACCUAGUGCCUACUCCAAAAUCUUUGCUUUAUCUCUUACUCAGAAUUAAAAAAUGGAUCUCCAAAGUGUUCCUAUGCCAUAAGAAAGGUUUUCAGGAAGAUGCAGAGAUGAAUGAGAUUGGACAAAGUAAGCAAUCAAGUAUAAGAAGCACAGAUGAUCUCCAUUUAAAUAGCUUAAGUAAUCCUCCACGACAAUACCAGAAGAUAAUGAAGCGUCUCAUUAAAAGAUAUGUAUUGAAAGCUCAGAUUGACAAAGAGAAUGAUGAAGUCAAUGAAGGUGAACUGAAGGAAAUAAAACAGGACAUCUCAAGUCUCCGUUACGAACUUCUUGAGGAAAAAUCUCAGAACACAGAAGACCUGGCAGAACUCAUUAGAAAGCUUGCAGAGAAACUUUCAAUGGAGCCCAGAGAGGAAGAAAGCAGGAGUUAACCUAAACAUUCAAGCAACGAAGCAAAAAGUCACCCCUUCACUUCAAGCCAUAUUUAUUGUCCCUUAAUUUCUCAAGCUAAAUUCACAUUUUUAUAAUAGAUCAAGAAAUGAAAUUAUUCCAGUUCUAAAACCUGCAAUUGGCUAAACCUUUACAUAGCUGAUUGACAAAAGAGUCAUUUGAGAAAAAUAUAUUUAUUUUACUCCCUUUUGGAAAAAUAAUCAUACGUGAUUCAGUAUGCAGUUUACCUCUUUCCAAAUAUACGCAUCAAAGCUCAAGAUGAUCAUCCAUUAAUGAUUUAAACAGUUAGUUCUAUAAAUCAGAAUUCCUCAUGUACCACUCAUCAUAUUUUCUGUUUCCUUACUUUAAAAAACAUGCAUAAGUAUAAUUGAAUGAAAUAGAAGAGAAGAAGGCAUAUAAUGCCUAAUUUCCCCC